AUGCCACAAGAUCCAAACUUGUAUGGCCAACAGCCUGCCAAGAAGCAGAAGCGAGACAAGACAUUAUCAAGUUCGCUUGAUUUCACUGCUCAACUGACAUCGUUGAUGUCAACCAACUCAUCAGGCACACCACCAGCUGGCCGUUCGCGCCCCCAUAAGGCGGGCAAGGACGACAUAUUUAAAGGCACAAAGCCCAAGAGAAGCAAAGAGUCUGAUGGGUCAAAGAGGCUGAAAUUGAAGGAAGUCGCGGGAACGGAAGAUGAGACUCAAGAACUGGCACGCGCCAGGCGACGGAUGGGGGAAAAAGCACGACUAUACGCAGCAAUGAAGCGAGGAGAUUACGUCCCAAAAGAAAACGAAGCCGCACCACUAAUAGAUUUUGACCGCAAAUGGGCAGAAGGAGAAGAUGGAAAGGAGAACUAUGAAACAAGUAGCGAUGAGGACGAUGCCAACGACAGCGGUGAGAUGGUUGAGUACGAAGACGAAUUUGGCCGCGUACGACAAGUCACCAAAGCAGAAAAAGAGAAGUUGGAUCGAAGAGCACAACGCGGUCUACUAGGAGCUGAAGAGCUCGAGCGUAUGUCUGCAAGACCCAACGCACCGAGCAACCUUAUUGUCGGCGACACGAUCCAGUCGAUGGCAUUCAACCCAGACGACCCUGACAAGAUGGAGGAACUGGCACGGAAGCGAGAUCGCAGCGCGACACCACCAUCGGCGCAACACUACGACGCUGACUGGGAGAUCCGGACCAAAGGCACGGGAUUUUUCAAAUUCAGUAAGGACGAAGAGAGUCGAGCAGCGGAGAUGGAGGGGCUUGCGGAAGAGCGCCGCAAGACGGAAGAGCAACGGCAGGCUCGCGAGGAGCAGAAGGAUGCUAGGAAACGGGAAAUUGAGAAACGCAGGGAGGAUAUGGCGGCACGGAGGGCCAAGAAGCAGGCCGAUUCCUUUUUGGACAGGCUGGUAUACAGCCCAAAGCGAUCGCAAAGAUGUUCUAAAUCACCCCCUUCCCCCGUUAUUCCUCAGUCCUCAGUCAAAAUUACGUCCCAGGACCCCAACACACCAAUCCCCACUCAACUUCCUCGUUCAGCUCACCUCACGGUCGACCUGAACUUUAGCACUGCUUUGAAUAGCUUCAGCUCCAGUUCCCUCACAACCGCCAACAUUUCAGGCCUAGACUUUCCAGUCUUCACCACGGAUCCCCAGUCACCAUGGCUUCCCUCCACGAAUUCCAGCCUGCCGGCACCACCCGCGCAACAGUUACAGAGUCCCGAAACACCACAGCAGGACUUUGUCUUGUUCGAUCAGCCUCAGCACCCUAAUCGGUCAACUACCUCGCUGCCAAACCAGCGUCGUCACUCGUCACAUUUCAACCGUCGCCAACAGCCUCUCUCGCCUGCUGUCCAGAAUCAACGAGUCGCCCAGUUGCUCCAGGCUUUUGGUCAAUCUCCCUCUACUGUAAAUCGCCCUACGAACCAGUUUUACGCCUCUUCGGCCCCAUCAUCGUCCACUACGUUGAAUAAGCAGAAUCGACCUGCCCGACCUCCGGUCCCCCUCUUUUCUCAGAGUACAGGAAGUGUCCCUCAACAAACCGCCAAGAUGAUGAACGCUGCAGACGUCGAACUCGAAGAGUUCACCGCCUUCGAGGGCGGGGCCAACACGGCCUUCUCCUCGCCUGCCGUUGCCUCUGUCUUUGACUUUAGCGGCAAUGCCAACUUGGCGACAAUCUCGCCCCAUGAUCUUCUUGUCCACGACUCCUUCAUGUCCGCACCUAACUCAUCAGCCCUUACGGCUUUGACUUCACCAUCUAUUUACAAUGAGUCUCCUGACUUCACUGAUGCAUAUGAUGUGUCUCCCAACUUCGGCAACGCCGACUUUGACACAGCUGCAGACCCUUGGUAUCCCCUGUUCCCCCAGCAGGAGAUUUCUGCUGCUCCUGUGCAGUCAACUGUUGAGAGCUCCCCUGAGGAGAAGUCUGAUGAAUUGGAGUCAGAUAGCCAGUCUCCCCCUCCUAGCCGCCGAAAGUCGGGUGCUUCUCCUUCCACCCGUCACUCUUCGGUUGCUGGUGUGAACGCUCGCAAGCGAGACAAGCCUCUGCCUCCUAUCAUCAUCGACGACCCUAGCGACACUGUCGCUAUGAAGCGUGCCCGUAACACUCUUGCGGCACGAAAGUCUCGAGAGCGCAAGGCCAUGAAGAUGGAAGAGCUGGAGGACAAGAUUGCCAAGUUGGAAGCUGAACGCGACCACUGGAAGAGGAUCGCGCUUGCGCAAUCCGGUAUGCAAUAA
This is a messenger RNA of Fusarium sp. VM40, 2283 nucleotides long. The record is from the annotation of a GenBank genome assembly. Lineage: Eukaryota; Fungi; Ascomycota; Sordariomycetes; Hypocreales; Nectriaceae.